AUGUAUGCCAUUGCGCACUCGAGCAACGAAGACAUCUUCAAUUUCGAGGGCUGUCAGGCGAUCAUCAGCCUGGGCUGGAACCAGGCUUGGCGGGGCGCCCUCCUGGACAGCUUCAUCAGCGUGAGCCUUGCGGUGCUGUUUGCCGUCAUCACGCUCUUCCUGCAAGACACACCGGAGAAAAUUCCCAGUAACCGGUACAUCGUGUUGGCUGCGAGCGCUGUUCUUGUGUCCUUGAACUUCCUGAAGGAGCUCUUUUCGCUGCAGGGUAUGUUCUUGCUGGGGAAGCUGCGGCAGCACUUGACGACAGCGGCCAAUUACUUGGUCUGGGUUCGCAUCGGGCUUUGCUACGUUGUCAUCUCGGAUCUGGCCUACGAGCAUCAGCAGUGGACGACGCCAUCCUCCGAGUUCAGUAUUCUCCUGGCUGUCACUGUGCUUCUGCGCUGGGCGCACGUCCUCACGACCUUUCGAGGUUAUCAGUGGGUUGGCGAGAAGGUUCUACCCAUUGAGCGAGCCUUGAUCUCGUCGCGAAUGUUCGCCGCGAUCCUGUUGGUGGCCGGCUGUGCUUUCACCAAUGCUUAUAUCGCCCUGGGGCUGACUGGUGCGGAGAGAGUUUUCGAUUCCUUCUAUGUGAUCUAUCGCCUGGGCUUCCUGAGUGAUCUCGAGAACCCAGUGUGGAACACCCAGGACACCAAGAAGGAUCUUGCCGCGGUGCUGAGCAUGAUCUCUGGGCUUCUGAUGACGGUGGUGAUGAUGAAUAUCUUCAUCGGCAUUCUGUCAGAGAGCUAUGCUCAGGCCUACCACAACCGCUACCGCAGCUUCCAGCGCGAGCGGGCGCGGAUUGCGUUUGCCCACAGUGUCAGGAGGAGGGCCGCAGAGGCCUGGCUCGCGGCAAUCUGCUGCUGCCGCAAGAGGCAAAUUGUGGUCGCCAAGAGCAAGUAUCUCUGGUACAGCGUCAAACAGAUGCAGGCAGUCCCCCAAAUGGGGACGAAGCCUCUUCGGCCAGAGAAGAAAAGGACUCACUCUGGAGGAAGGCGGCACCGCUGA
Messenger RNA from Symbiodinium sp. CCMP2592, 1044 nucleotides. NCBI's taxonomy places the organism in Eukaryota, Dinophyceae, Suessiales, Symbiodiniaceae. The record is from the annotation of a GenBank genome assembly.